Molecule: messenger RNA, 1700 nt
Organism: Durusdinium trenchii
Lineage: Eukaryota; Dinophyceae; Suessiales; Symbiodiniaceae
Source: the annotation of a GenBank genome assembly
CCCAGCGGCCCCCUAAUGUUGCCGGUCGCUCAUUUGCUCUCAGGGUCUUUGUUGCAAAGGGGUCAACAUGAACCCUGCACAUGGCGCUCCACAAAACUCGGAACCGUAGUUGUAGCCGAAGUGCAGCUGUGAACUUGACCAGCGAGCUGGUUGAAGCAAAGGAAAGCGCUUGUCCCAGACAAACUGAGCAAAUAGUCUGAGCGAGAGCCUAGGUCGACGCGUGGCCACAGUUGCACUAAUUAGCCUUUCCCCUAAUAUAUGACAUGUUUUUGUCACUGUUGAUGAGAACUGGCCUUAUUCCGCCAAUUACCUGGGCAAACCGGCGAAGACGCGGAAGCAACAAACACCCCAACAAUAUUUCGACUCAUACAAUAUAGGUGACGCUUCGAUGGUUGUGGUCUUGUCAAACGCUGGCCCCACUGUACUGGAGCAAGCAUUCCGUAUGGCGUAUUUCGGGAGAAUUGACCUGCAAGACGAAGCACCGAGCAUUGUUCCAGGCAUAUUCGCAAAGUACAAAGAGAGCGAGGCCGCUCUCUAUCGAGCACUUUGUGACAAGUAUUUGCCAACUUUGGCCCAAGACGGUGAGCCAUUGGAGUUUGACGUGUGGGGCCAAAGUGAUGCAGAAAGUAUCCAGGAGAGCCAUGAAGAGAGGAUCCAGUUGGUCUCUCCAAGUCAGGACUGCCAGCCAUUGGAACCAAAUGGCAGAACUCUACCCAGCGGGGGAAACGUGGAAGAGCGAGCCAACCAACCUGGAGCUGCAGCUGAGGCUUUCCCACCUGCCUUGCCGAGGGCGACUUCCGGUGAAAACAUAGCAGGCGUCAACGAAUCUGCUGGGCACGCAGAUCGCGCAAACCAUGCGCACAGGAGCACCACUGCUGCUUUGAAACCCAAACCGGCCGCGAGGCCGCGAAGGAGCAAUGCUGCGGAGUCUAGCGCUGAAGACCAGCCACACGUCCUUCCCACAAGCCAGGGCAGCCAGGGCAACAGGCGAGAAGGCCUCCAGGGAGAAGCCGGCAGCGUUCAGGAUGCAGCUAAAGGUCCAGAUGGUCGCCAGCGGAAGAAACGGCGCAAGGCCUCUGCCAAGGGCCGCGAAGAUUUGCAGGUGGGCAGUUUGCCAUCGCAGCAAGCGCUCGCAAGCUCCAACCUGGAGGAGAGGAGGCAGCAUUUGAAAGAAAAAUUGCUUGAGCUAAAGACUCAGAUCUCCACUCAGGUGCCCAACAAGGAGAAAUCCUUGCUUGUGGGCCAGCCCCUCAUGCUGUCCACCUGGACUGCUGGCCAAGCGCAUUCCGCAGACCCGGGAAAGCAAUCAACAGAGCCCAUGGCUACAAAGUGCCGUUCUGAGGCCACAGCCGGCGACGGUUUGUUGCACACUUUGGCAACGUCUGUUCAACGCCCACCUUCAUUUUCGACGACGGUUACACCCUUUGGCAGGCUUGAUUUUCGACGACAGUUGCACACUUUGGCAACGUCUACAACGAUCCUCGACGUCAGUUACACACUCUGGCACCUUCUACCUUGAUUGUCGUCGACAGUGACACAAUUUGGCUUCACGUUUCACCGCGCGUUUGAGCACUCAACGUGCGCGAUUGCCGCAAAGGGUUCACCAAGGCCAAAGUACCACAGUUUAAUGCAUGAUUUCCACAAACGGUCCCCUCCGCUGCCUCAAUUUGAGGGUUCGAAGGAUGUCGAAGUUGUAGGGG